GUCUGCUGUAAACAGUGAUAUUGGCAGACAGACGCAUCAAUGUAAAUGAAACAUUGGCUAGUAUGAUAUCCCGUUGACCAAACCACGAAGCGAACAGCUGUCUAAAAGGGAAUUUCACAGGCCUUAAACAUGAAGGGUCUUUUCCUCAUAGAACCUAUCGUUGCCAUCUACUCUUUCGCCGGUUUUCUGGUCUAUCCCCUUGUGCAGCAGUAUGUGUACCGACGGCUUUGGCAGGAGCUGACCAAUACCAGCUAUCCCAUCUCUGACAACAGCUCCAGAUGUGCAGCAAACAACAGCAGCAACCAUAGCAGCUACCAUGAGGAGGUUCAGAAGCAAGCAUCUCUCUUCUCCCUGUACACAGACCUCUUUUCCACAAUACCCUCACUGGUUGUCACCCUCAUUCUGGUGUCCUAUAGUGACAAGCGAGGCCGCAAGAUCACCAUUAUUAUGCCACUCAUCGGUACGCUGGUCUAUAACAUAUCCUUCCUGGCAGUGUCCGUCUUUGAGCUGAAUGUCUACCUGCUGAUCGGUGCCUCGCUGGCCAGUUCGAUGUUUGGAGGCUUGGGAACAUUUUUGGGUGGCUGUUUCGCCUACAUAGCAGACUUGUGUGAGGAUGGGAAUCAGAAGACACUCCGUAUGGCUGGGCUGGAUAUGGUGAUCGGCCUACUGUCUGGGGUGGCCUCAUUAUCGACGGGCUACUUUGUAAGAGCUGCAGGUUUCAACUGGCCUUUCCUUACUUCAGUCCUGUGUGUGUUUCUCGUCCUACUUUAUGCCGUCUUCAUUUUGGAAGAGACAAUGAAGGCUCCCGUUGACGCCCUCUCUGUGGUUGGGCCUCCUCAGCGCGCAUCAGUGAGCCAGAUGGCUUAUAGGAUCUACCAGCUGUUUGCAGGGGCCAGUCAUAGGCGUUGCACUCUUCUGGUGCUCCUGCUGCUCAUCUUCCUCACCUACAACUUUGCCAACAUAGGUGGGCUGUCCAUGAUAACGUUGUAUGAGCUCAAUGAGCCCCUGUGUUGGAGUGAGAUUCUGAUUGGCUACGGCUCUGCACUGGGCACCACUGUGUUCCUGGCCAGUUUUGUGGGUGUGUCUGUGUUUACGUACUGCGGCGUUCCACAACUGGUCAUUACUGUCAUGGGGAUCUUCUCGCUCAUCACAGGCAUGACUCUGGUGGCCUUUGCCAAGACCACCUUAAUGAUGUUUUUGGUGAGGGUGCCAAUGCUUCUGGCCAUUAUGCCGUUCCCAGUUGUUCGCUCCAUGAUGUCAAAGAUCGUCUCAAAGGCUGAGCAGGGAGCUCUCUUUGCCUGUGUGGCGUUUUCGGAGAGUCUCAGUGGCAACGUGUCAGUGGCUGUCUUCAGCAGCAUCUAUGCAGCCACAGUGGGGUGGUACCCUGGCUUCACCUUCCUGUUGGCUGCAGGGAUCUGUGUCAUCCCCAUUGCUCUCGUGGGGGUGGUGGGUGUGCUAGGGGUGGACGUUGCCAAAGAGGAGUCAGAGUCCCUCAUCUCAGGAGAGGAGGAACCUGCUGGAGAUCAGAACGACAACAACGCUCUGCCCUGCUGAGCGACAAAGGGAUAACCAGAUGACCAAACCGUCACCAGCACUUUCCUCAGUUUUGGUUCUCUUUUCUCAUGAAGCAAAUGCACAGCACUGAGCCGCAAGGCCUCCACGUACACACAAACCUCAACAAGACAAUUCUCAUUCCAGAAAUACUCGUAUUGGCCUUUUUUUCAUUUUGUUACAUUUCUGCACUUUUAGCUAACCCUCCGUUCAGAAGUUGUCAAAUCCACAUUACAUCUCACAUACUCACAGAGCUGGUUGGAUGUACUCUACAACUCCAGCAUAAGGCAUAGUGGGUAUACAGGCUCUGCUGAAUAAAACAAAUAACUCAGAACUGGCAUUUGCAACAACUGAUUAAAUUACAAAUUACAUUUUGUUACAAAGUUGCUGAAAAUCAUACUGUCUGUAAUACGUUGCGCUGUUACAGUUCCAGUGGCUUUGAGUUGCAUGUUUUUUAACU
Molecule: messenger RNA, 2011 nt
Organism: Myripristis murdjan (pinecone soldierfish)
Lineage: Eukaryota; Metazoa; Chordata; Actinopteri; Holocentriformes; Holocentridae
Product: solute carrier family 46 member 3
Exons: 6
Coding region: 130-1554 (474 amino acids)
Biological process (GO): vacuolar transmembrane transport
Cellular component (GO): lysosomal membrane
Molecular function (GO): transmembrane transporter activity
Source: RefSeq, a predicted model, not a curated record